This is a messenger RNA of Octopus bimaculoides (California two-spot octopus), 3426 nucleotides long. RefSeq names its product ankyrin repeat and SAM domain-containing protein 6. Gene Ontology annotation, molecular function: protein binding. The record is from RefSeq and is a predicted model, not a curated record. NCBI's taxonomy places the organism in Eukaryota, Metazoa, Mollusca, Cephalopoda, Octopoda, Octopodidae.
CCUUGAAUAUCUUUAAUCAAAUCCGCUUGAUUAUCGUCUGCAAUAAUUCUUCCAUCACUGCACUCGGAUGCUAUUGUGUGAUUAAUUUUAAUUUCAGAUUUUGUAAAUUUUUAUUAUAUUAACCUUUCUUCUUUUUUUUUUUUUUUUACAACUGGGUGGGCGUUAUGGUUGAUGGACGGGUGAUGGCUUGUAAUCAUGGACCAUGGAUAGAUUCCGACAACUUUUGAGCGCUUGUGAACAUGGCGAGGUUCACGUUAUCCUCAGCCAGUUGGAUCAAGGAUUCGUACAGGUGGACGAUGUGGACGAUGACGAGAUUACUGCCUUACAAAUGGCAGCAGCAAACGGCCAAGAACAAGUGGUUCGGCUUCUGUUGAUGCGAGGAGCUGCUUUGGAUAAACCCAACAUGGCUGGUUGGACGCCUCUAAUGCAAGCCUGUCGACACGGUCACACGAAUGUGGUAGCCUUAUUGUUACAAAACAAGGCUGACUUCAAUGCUUUGAAUCGACUCGGCGCUUCUGCACUGACCAUUGCUGCUCGAGGUGGCCAUUUGCAGGUUGUACGGAUGCUGUUAGAUGCUGGGGCCGAAUAUAACAGACAUGGGAAAGACUGUGAGAUCACGCCGUUGAUGUCUGCUGCUCAGAAUGGACACGAUUCCGUUCUGAGACUUCUGCUGGACAGAGGAUACGAAGUCAACUACCAGACGCCGUCCAAUGGCCUCACAGUUUUAAUGGCAGCUGCUCAAAACGGACACAUGACCACUGCUCAAGUGCUCAUCGAACGGGGCUGUGAUCCGAAUUUGACCGACAUUAACGACCGAACUGCCCUGGAAAUGGCGAAAAUGCGGGGGAAGCGAGAAGUACACGGCUAUUUAGAUCGAAAAACCAAAAACAAACCGAAAGUUUCGCCAGAAGAAGUGAAACCUGACAUCAUAACUGCUUCGAAACAAGGCGAUCUUGAACGCAUUUCUCAGAUUCUGAAAGAAGAUAAGAUACAAGUUGAUGCUUGUUCACCUCAAGAUGGAGCGACGCCUCUUAUGUUUGCUGCCAUGAUGGGACGGUUGGAUAUUGUUCGUCAGUUAGUCGAGAAUGGUUGUGACCCCAACAAACAAGACACCAUCAGUGGUUGGACAGCAUUGAUGCAAGCCACCUACCAUGGACAAAAAUCUGUUGCCAUGUUUCUCAUCAAUGAGGCCAAAACUGAAGUGACUGUUCAAGCGAAAAAUGGAUGCACAGCCUUUGACAUGGCCUCCCUACUUGAUGAUGUUGACACAGAAUUAUUACGUUUACUUGCUGAGAAGACAAUGAAAAUAACAAACCAGCGCCAGGGCAAAAAAUGGGUCAAACAGAAUGGCACAGUUCAAGAUUUCAGCGAAGAACACUCACAGAAUGGAUUGAGAGCCUGGUGGAGUCGUAUGUCAAACCGUUUCCGCAAUCUGAAACUUGGUCGCACCUACAGCACCUCUCAUUACUUUGCAACGGGACCGUUCCAGCCUGAUACUGAUGUUGCCAUGGGAGACCAGCAUGUCUCACCCGCAUCUGCUUUGCCAACUCAACAAAUGGUUGACUUCAACAGUUACGAGAUGAUUCUUCAGGAAACUAAACGAAGUGCAACAAUGUGUACUCAGGAUAUGAGCACUCCACAUUCCAACUCUUGUGACACCCUGAAACCAGUUAUUCCGCCAUUCCUGCCACAACCAACGUUUGGUCUGGACAGUACUGACCACACAUCACGUAAACUCUGUACUGGACGCAGGACAGCACCAGUCUCUCCGGUCCUCAUGAAUUCAACAACGAGAUCUAGUCGAUCAGUAGCCUGUCCUUCAAAACUGCUACACAAUCGAUCUACAGGAAAUCUAAAUAUGCAUCACCAAGUGAACCCAUCAACACCCAUGAUGGCCCCAGCUUCCCGCUAUUUUCCUUCAAGUCCUUCUCUUGGAAUCACCGGUUCAACGACUGCUACAAUCAUUCCUGGUUACAAAAAGCAUUUGCCAUACCAGUUUACAAACAACCCCAGUGCAUCAUCUGCUCCUGGGCCAACGUCUGCUGCAGUCUAUUCAAGAGUGGCAAUGUCUAAUCGUGCAGCAGCUGGAGGAGAAUUCAGUUCUCUUGGGUUGUGUGCAGAACAGGGUCCUGUUGGCAACCCUGCAUCAGCUUCUUCUGCUGUUGCUGUUCCUAGCUCAGACUACCCCCCAACUGAUGUAAACCUUACCUGGACAAAAUGUGGACCCAAUCCUGCAACUUAUUCUCCAGCUCAUCGUUUGUACAGUGGUAAACUUUCAAUGGGUUUAUCGGCGUUUCGCAAUGCAUCUAAUACUACCUCACCAGACAGUUCUACAAGUGGCAGUUCCUCAAUGACUCCACAACGAUCAUCUCAUGGCCACAGUACAUCUACCUUAACACCUUCAGCUUCUCCAACACCUGGUAAGACUGAAGAGGAAAUUUACUGUGAAGACAAGAAGCACAUAGGAUCAGAAGAUGAAUUAUCUGGAAUACUCAAGAAAUUAUCUCUAGAAAGAUACCAUCCGAUAUUUGAAGAACAAGAGGUUGACAUGGAAGCAUUUCUGACUCUCACUGACCGAGACCUGAAAGAACUUGGAAUCUCACACAAUGAAUCUCGAAGACAGAUUCUAGCAGCAAUCACAGAACUAGAGACAGGAAAGGGUCGUGAAAGACAACAAUUCCGGGAGACUUUGACAUUGUUUCAGAAAGCUCAAAGUUUAACUGAAGACUUGAAUUAAACAGUAUUGUGAAGAAAACUGCCCCAUUAUCAAGAAUCUCAGGUGUUUCAUUUGCAAAGUACACGUUAAUGCUUUUCUCAUCACAUUUGUAGUACGAUACACCACCCAGGGGUUUGAAUUAAUUUGGAAAAGAAAUCACAAAUUCAAGGCGUAACUAUUUUCAUUACUAACAUAAUUCAAAACGAUCAAGAUUUGGAAUUAAUUAAGAAAGAGUAUCUCUAAUCUUAGCUAUCGGUUCGUUAUGUUAGAGUUGACCAACUGAAAUAUUCCUAUGAUGAGAAUUGGAUAUCAGUUGGGACACUUUACUAGUUUGGCUGCAAUUAAAAGGGCUAAAUGGGUGUUUCAAAUUAACACUUAAAGGGGUCACAUUUAUGGAAGGCUGAUAUGAACACUUUACAAGAUAUGGCAGUUUUAUAUCCUAAAGAAACGGUCUUGGAUCAAAAGACACACAACAAAUCAAAACUAGAAAAAAAACUUUUACACUUCAUUUACAUGUUUUUUUUCUAACAAGUCCUAGUCAAUUUGCAUUCUCUUAUUUUUUAAUAUUCUUUAUCUUUCUGUGAUUCAAACAAUACAAAAGAACUUUGUGCCAAAGAUGAACUAUUCUGGUAAACUCAUCAGGAUUUGCUAUAUUAAAUAGCAUUCAACUCUGAUCAAUUUUCUAAAUAAACUUGUAAAUUUAUCCAAAA